AUGUCAAGGUCAUUCCGCAGGGAUAAUGUUUGGGAAUCUUUUUUGAGACCUCUCCUGAAACCCUAUAAGUCGUAUUUGGUACAAGUAAUAAAGCUAGUCCCUGGUGGUUUUCCACAAGAAGUUUUACUAUUAACUACUUUGCUUUUUUUCUAUAUAAUAAUUAUGGACUAUUAUUUUCGUCGACGUUUAGGAUCGAAUUUAAUUGAUCAUACGGCUGUUUUUGAAUCACCAUCAUCAUCAAAAUCAAAAGAAAAUAAUAUAUUGAUAUUAGUUUUGGGAUGGGGUGGUUGUACGAAAAGACAAUUACGACGAUUAUUAGAAUUUUAUUCUAAUAAUGGUAUGUCAACAAUUUGUUACAUUAGUCCAAUGUGGAAUUAUAUUUUUGAUGUUAGUCUUGAACAAAUUGAGUCAAUAUUAGAAAUGAUGAAAUUAUAUGUAAUUAAUAAUGGUAGUAAAACGACAACAACAAAGAUCUUUAUUCAUUCUCAUUCAAAUAAUGGGGCACUUGUAUGGAGUUAUCUGUCAGAUAGAAUUCAAAAUGAUAACAAUUAUAAAAUGCUGUUACCCUAUUUAAAUGGUGUAAUCUUUGAUUCUGCGCCGUAUGUUACUCAACAAAGAAAAUUUCCAGUGAUCUCAUCAACUGGAGGCUCAACUCUUGCAUGUACAAAAAAAUACCUGUCUAGUCAAAUAGAUCGUGGCAUCUCAGUUUCAUGGUUCAAAUGGUCAGAUAGUGGCCAUGUCAAUCAUUUUCGUGUUCAUGCAAGUGAAUAUGGCGAAAAAGCUUCCACAAUUGCUCGAUUUCAGUCUUUUCGUCAGCAAUGUCCAACGACGGAAUCGUCUGGUGUCAAUUGUAUACCCUUAAAUUCUGAUCUACUAGAUUAUUAUGAUAGCCAAAAUAUAUUAGAAUCGAGAUCAGAUGAAACACUCUCUAACGUUUCUCAUGUUGCAUUAUUUGUUAAACGUUCUGAAAUUGAUUUUUCUCAUCGAACACCAUGUCCAAUUUGUCAAAAAUGGUUUAUGGUUUUAUUUUUAAAAUCAUCAGACAAAGAACUUGCAUUAACUGUUUACGCUGUUAACAUGAAAAAUCCUGAACAAGAAUUUCGAUCAUGUCAUUCAAAUCCUCCAGUAGUUAUUUUAGAUGAUCAACAAACAGUGUUAACUGAUAGUAAAGAAAUUGAAUGUGAAAUAACGGCACGAUUUCAACAAGUGAAUUUAAAAUCAGAUAAAGAAGCAGAAUAUGCAGUUGCUGAUAUUUAUAUUAAAUUUCAUGCCUAUUUGAAAGCUGAUCAAAAAUUACUUAUGGCAAGAGAACGUUCAUUAACAGUUGAAUUAAAAAAAUUAGAUUUACUUCUUCAACGAAGAAAUACUAAAUUUUUAUGUGGUGAUCAAAUGACAUAUGCUGAUUGUGAUAUAUCACCGAAACUUCAACAUAUACGAAUUGCUGGACAAAUUUAUCGUAAUUAUUCCAUUCCAACAGAUUUUAAACAUUUGUGGCAAUAUUUGAAGAAUGUUUAUGAGACGCAAGCGUUUCGUGAAUCUUGUCCCUAUGAUCAAGAUAUUAUUUUACAUUAUGAAACAAAAAUGAUGGGUACAAAACGUUAUUCAAAAAAUCGUCAUCCACGUUUACAACCACCAACAUUGACGUUUACAAUCACAAAUGAGAAUAGAACAACGAGUAGUUUGAAGGACGAUGAACCUGAAAGAUAA
Messenger RNA from Didymodactylos carnosus, 1707 nucleotides. The record is from the annotation of a GenBank genome assembly. Lineage: Eukaryota; Metazoa; Rotifera; Eurotatoria; Philodinida; Philodinidae.